GGGCGCGCUUCGCCCUUUCAAAACUUACCACGGAACAAAUUUCCAUGGAAAAACUUCACACUAAAGCUGUCUACAUAAUGUGUACAGCCGUUACUGGAUGGUGUCAUGUUUUAUAGUUAUAUUACAAUCGUAUAGCGAUUUUUAAUCGUCUCAAUGGCAAGUAAGAAGUUGCGGAGGUCCGGAGUCUCAGCUGAUCUGUGCGAGAGACUCAAGCGGCAUCAGCUGGAAACCUGCCAGGAUGUCCUGUCUGUCACCCCGGUGGAGCUCUCGCGUCUGGCUGGACUCAGUUACCCGGCGGCUCUGAAUUUCCAGCGUCUGGUCAGUAAAGCCUGUGUUCCGGCUGUCAGCACUGCCUUGGAUUUAUGGAAGAGGAAGGAAGAGCUGUGUUUCUCCACAUCAAUUCCUGCUCUGGACAGGUUACUGCAUGGAGGACUGCCCCGGGGUGCUCUCACUGAGGUGACGGGUCCGUCAGGCUGUGGAAAGACUCAGUUCUGCAUGAUGCUCAGUGUUUUGGCUACUCUACCCAAAAGCCUGGGCGGUCUGGACAGUGGCGUCGUCUACAUCGACACAGAAUCGGCCUUCUCUGCUGAAAGACUGAUAGAAAUGGCCCAGGCCAGAUUCCCAGAGUUCUUCUCAGUGAAGGAGCGUCUGCUGGAAAUGGCUGCUCGUGUUCAUCUCUUUAGGGAACUCACCUGUCAGGAUGUCCUGAAGAGGCUGGAGCGUCUAGAGGAGGACAUCAUUGCUUGUCGAGCGGGGCUGCUUAUUUUGGAUUCUGUGGCCUCUGUUGUGAGGAAGGAGUUCGACACGUCACUGCCCGGAAAUCUGACACACAGGAGUAACUUCCUCGGCCAGGAAGCAGCUGUACUGAAGUACCUCUCGAAGGAGUUCUGCAUCCCGGUGGUUUUAACUAACCAGAUCACCACACAUGUGGGCGAGAAGCUUCACUGUCCUCAGUGGAAUCAGGCAGAUGUAUCUGUUGAGGAGGAUUCUGGGUUUGUGACAGCGGCGCUGGGGAACACAUGGAGUCACAGUGUUAACACUCGUCUCAUCGUCCAGUAUGAGGACACGGAACGAAGACAGAUUGUUAUAGCAAAGUCACCUGUGGCUCCUUUUGCCGUGCUGAGCUACACCAUUCAGAAGGAAGGCAUCCGUCUUGAGGAGAACAAGAACCCAGGAAGCUUUUCAAACAGAGGAACAGAUCCAGGGCUUCAGCCAAUCAGAGUGAGGACGGGGUUCAUCCUUAACCUUCCUCAGGCCGCUCCUACAUACUGAAAAACCCCUCAGGCUGUUAUUGCCUUACAUUUAAGGCUGGUAAACAAAUGUCAGCUAAACGCUCAAUGCCGUCCAUUAUCUGAAGAUAACCAAGCGCGGUGAUCCAUUCGACCAUCAAGGUUAUUUCGAUGGUCAUCUGAUGACAGAACGUAAUAUUCAGCGCAGAAAAUUAAAUGCUACAGUUGUGUUUCUUCCAAGGACAAGCCGUGGUUAAACAUUGCUGGAGCAUGUGGUGUAUCAGCAGCUUGUCCUUAAUGGCAAGAAAGAGCGAAAGACACGAGACGGACUCUACAGGUUGACGGUCAAGCUUCUGCUCGGUCGAACAUUACCUCUAGUUUUCAUCUAGUUAGAAAACUGCACCAUCAGUCAGCUAUUGAUUGACAGACCUAUUUUCUCUCUCUCUCUCUGGUUGUAUGAUAAGACAGCAGUCCUGGACAAACGCUUCUUGACCCUGCCUGGCUGUUACCAUGGCUUCAAUUCCCAUGACUCCUGUUCCCAUGGUUCCUCAGCCUUAAAGGGAAGUUAGUCUGAUUAAGUGAACAAUGGUGUUAUUUUGGGUGGUUCCUCCUUUUUCUGCUUGUUUUGCUUUUGCUUGUAUAUGUACACAUUGACACUCAUUGUGUGUCAGCUUUCUAUUUACAGAGUAAAUUCUGCUUUUUACACAGUUUUAACACUAAUAAAUCGCAAAUCUCUAACUGUUUUCAUUUUAUUAGCAGGUUUUGCUGACGGCGCGAACGAUGGUGACGUCUUUAACUCUCCUCCUGCAGAUAAAGUCGGUUGUGACUUUACUCAACCUGCAGUGCUGAGUAGGUGUUUUCUCUGUCUAUCUUUCUCUUUCAUCCUCUUUCGCUCUAUCUCCCCUCCCUUCCCCCACAUGCGCAGGCUGAUAGGCUGCGAGUUGACAUGUUUUGACAGAUCGUUUUAAUGCUCGACCUGUGGCGAUAUCGCUGCCUGUCUCUGAGCCGAGGGGAGGAGAAGCCUCCUUCCAAAGAAUGUCCUUGGUUUCCUGCACACCACAGAGCGAGGUGUUAAAAUAAGAGCAGAGGAUCACGAGAUUGGGACACAGUUGUGAAGUACACGGUCAGCUUGAUCCUUUACAUCAUCAGAUAUGUUUUUGUUUAUCCGGUUAUAAGAACAGUUGGUUAUCAUUUGGGUUUUUAAUGCUACCACUGACAAAUUGACACUUGAU
Danio aesculapii is the source of this 2461-nucleotide messenger RNA. RefSeq names its product RAD51 paralog B (gene rad51b). The coding region runs from base 154 to 1272 and encodes 372 amino acids. Gene Ontology annotation, biological process: double-strand break repair via homologous recombination. Gene Ontology annotation, cellular component: Rad51B-Rad51C-Rad51D-XRCC2 complex. The transcript is spliced from 10 exons. NCBI's taxonomy places the organism in Eukaryota, Metazoa, Chordata, Actinopteri, Cypriniformes, Danionidae. The record is from RefSeq and is a predicted model, not a curated record. Gene Ontology annotation, molecular function: ATP binding; ATP-dependent DNA damage sensor activity; ATP hydrolysis activity.